GAACGUUUGCAGGGAUCGGGACACAGACAGCGUCAGCCGCCAGGUGGCAGCACUAACCAAAACGUUUGCCUACCAAGAUCUCUACAAAUUUUAAUUGGUGUAAUAAUCCCGUAAUAUCUGCACAAUCAUGUCUACCACUCAGAAGAGACGCAGCGAUCUCAACCCAGAAGAAUUAUCAGCACUUGAGAAAGAAGAGUUUGCCACUGGACCACUGCGCAUCCUCAAUGAAUCUGUACAAAAUAACACACAGGUUCUUAUCAAUUGCCGGAAUAACAAAAAGUUGUUAGGAAGAGUCAAGGCAUUUGACCGCCAUUUCAACAUGGUUCUGGAGCAAGUAACCGAGAUCUGGAUGGAACAGCCAAAGACAGCCAAGGGCCAAAAGAAGGCAAAGCCUGUUAACCGUGAAAGGUAUAUCCAGAAGAUGUUUCUACGAGGAGAUUCUGUGAUCAUAGUUGUGAAGAAUCCUUUAGGGAGCCAGCAGAGUGCAUAAUGCAUUAUCAAUGUGUGUAUGGGAGCUUGAUAAUCAAUGCCGAAUAUUCAGUCACUGUGCGGUAUUUUCUAUGAAUAUUUUUCAGUUCUUUCAUGAUACUUUCAGACAUUUUUAAUCUAUAUUCAUGAAGUCUUAAUUUAAAGAACUUUUUUUUUUCAAUUAUGAUUUGUACUUUAAUGUUUUUUGUAAUAAAUGUUGAAAAGUCUA
Molecule: messenger RNA, 697 nt
Organism: Cherax quadricarinatus
Lineage: Eukaryota; Metazoa; Arthropoda; Malacostraca; Decapoda; Parastacidae
Gene: SmD2
Product: small ribonucleoprotein particle protein SmD2
Biological process (GO): RNA splicing; spliceosomal snRNP assembly
Cellular component (GO): precatalytic spliceosome; pICln-Sm protein complex; catalytic step 2 spliceosome
Molecular function (GO): RNA binding
Source: RefSeq, a predicted model, not a curated record